GAGCUGAAAUCAAGAGUCAGAUGUUUGAGCCACCCACGUGCCCCAGCUAUACCUUGAUUUAAAAAACAAACCAAAAAAAAAGGUCACAAAGGUCCCUGACAACUUUGUGUUACAACUUACAAAUGCCAACGGUGCAAAAUCAAAAAUGUAAUAGGGUGUUAAAUGUCCAGUGAAUUAGGACCAGUCAGCAUUCAGCUGGAGGAAACCAUUCCUGCUAAUUCAAGCAGAAAGGAAUUCACUACAGGGAAUUAGGCGCUCACGCAAUUGUUAGGAAGGCUGAAGAAGCUCUCGGCAGGGUCUGGAAACGACUCAGUUGAGAACACCACAGUGCUGUCCCUCCAGGUCAGUUCCUACCUCUGCUGCCGUCAGAAGUGCGGGAAUCAGAAAGGGCUGCCCCACCGCUGGCUUUAAGAACACACUGCUGUAGAUGAGUCAGGGGUCAGGAAGCCACCCUUGGCUCUUCCACAGCGGCCCCUCCAUGCCCACAAAGCUGCUGUUCCUUCUGACCGUCUCCAUCUUCCUGGGGCUGGGCCAGCCCAGGAACCCCAAAGGCAAGAGGAAGGGGCCAGGGCGGCCUGGAACGCUGGCUUCUGGGCCUCACCAGGUGCCGCUGGACCUGGUGUCACAGGCGAAGCCGUACGCCCGCAUGGAGGAAUACGAGAGGAACCUCGGGGAGAUGGUAGCCCAGCUGAGGAACAGCUCUGAGCCGGCCAGGAGGAAGUGUGAGGUCAACCUGCAGCUGUGGCUGUCCAACAAGAGGAGUCUGUCGCCCUGGGGCUACAGCAUCAACCACGACCCCAGCCGCAUCCCCGCGGACCUACCGGAGGCGCGGUGCCUGUGUCUGGGCUGCGUGAACCCCUUCACCAUGCAGGAGGACCGCAGCAUGGUGAGCGUGCCUGUGUUCAGCCAGGUGCCCGUGCGCCGCCGCCUCUGCCCGCUGCCACCACGCACGGGGCCCUGCCGCCAGCGUGCGGUCAUGGAGACCAUUGCGGUGGGCUGCACCUGCAUCUUCUGAAUCAGAGCCUGCGUGGGGGGGGGGCGGGGGGCGCGGAGACCACCCUCCCUGCGCCCCCGCGCCAAGCCAGGCCAAUGAAAAGUAAACGCUGUCUUUUGUAAAGCGAGACUUUGGGUUCGCUCCUUGGGGCUCAGAAGCCGAAACCAGGGUGGGGGAUGGGAGGCUGUUGGGAUGUAGAUUUCAGAUCAAUAAAAAGGGAUACUCCAUCGCUCA
Molecule: messenger RNA, 1228 nt
Organism: Felis catus (domestic cat)
Lineage: Eukaryota; Metazoa; Chordata; Mammalia; Carnivora; Felidae
Gene: IL17B
Product: interleukin 17B
Exons: 3
Coding region: 428-1015 (195 amino acids)
Biological process (GO): inflammatory response
Cellular component (GO): extracellular region
Molecular function (GO): cytokine activity
Source: RefSeq, a predicted model, not a curated record